Molecule: messenger RNA, 4803 nt
Organism: Naegleria fowleri
Lineage: Eukaryota; Heterolobosea; Eutetramitea; Acrasida; Naegleriidae
Exons: 1
Coding region: 1-4803 (1600 amino acids)
Biological process (GO): peptidyl-serine phosphorylation; intracellular signal transduction
Molecular function (GO): ATP binding; protein serine/threonine kinase activity
Source: RefSeq, a predicted model, not a curated record
AUGUCCUCAAAACAAGAAGGGCCGCCCUCAUCAUCGAACAACGGCGGUUCCUCUCAGCAAACGUAUGGCUCAUUACGGAACUCAUCCCAUCUUCAAAUCAAUACCAACACGAAACGGAAAUCGAGUGAAAAUUCUCCAUCUUCCUCUUAUCAUACGAGUGGUAACAGAAGUGGUGAUAGUAGUAGCAAUCCAACAACAUCAUCUUCCAGCCCGAGUUUAUUUUCUUCUUCUUCUGCCAUCCAUUCCAUUGGAAGGCCAGUUUCUCCUCAUGUCAGUACUUCACCAUUGAUUACGACCACGAACAACAACAACAACAACCAGAUACACGGUCCUAUUCCUGGAAUUUCUCCCAUUCAUCAUCUUUAUCCCAGUAAUCAUCAUUCCAAUGCCGAUACAGACUCACCAUCUUUACGUAAAGAUGUUUCAACACGAUCCGUUUCACCCAGCAUACCAAUACCUACUUCAUCGUCCAACAUUUCACCCACAAAUCAUUCGUUUCAUCAUCCUCAUCAACUUUUCGAUGCUUCCGAUAGUAGUGGUACUUCCAUGAACAAUCACAACAGCAAUAGUAAUAACAAUCACAACAGCAGCAAUAACAUUAAUUAUAACAAACCACCACAUUAUGCCAAUCGAUCCACACGUCCACCAUCUCCUCUUCUCAUGACAAAUACUACUGGUGUUAACAAUCCUUACCACCAGCAACAACCUACCUCCUUCGCAGUGCUCCAAGCCGAUCCAAUAUCUCAGUCCAAUAACGGACUACUGAACCCUUUUCAGCAACUUCCCUCUUUUCCUUCGUCAUCACAAUUUCCAAAAAACAAUAUCAACAAUAAUCCUUUACGUGGCACUGCCACUCCGAAAAGGUCACAUGGUAGAGGGAAAGGUUCUCCAUUGAAUAAUCACCUUGGCCAUCAGAGGAGCUCAUCGUUCGAUAUCCAUGCCAUCAUGGAGCACUACCAUCUUCCAACAACGUCGACAAUAGGUAACAGCAUCCAGAACAGACUAUUCAACCAUAGCAACAACUAUCAACCAAAUCCAUCCAACCUUCCAUUUGUUACAGCACCCAUCGUUGUCCUUCCCCAACAACAUGAAGAUGGUAUUAAUUCUAUGGAUAGCCAUGACGUAAAAAACGACAAUAAUAGAUCAUCAAGAAAAAACAAUGACGGUCUCAAAAUGUUGACACAGUCGGAAUACAUCACUACCAGUAACAGCCACAAGUCACCAUCAACAAGCCGUAUCUCGCCUUCAGAGCUGAGUGAUGACUCGGAGGAUUCAUCACCAUCAUCUCUCGCUACUUCUACAAGCAAUUCAUCGAAGAAAAUACCAAAACUUCGAAUUGAUAUUGGAAGUAGUAAAACACUGCCUCUUGCACAUGUGCCCAACAACAAUUCUCCUUUCACAAAGCAACAACAAUCAAACAUGAACCCUUCUAGUGUUGUAACCCAAUUAGAGGCUCUCAUUGGCUCGAAAAAUAAUAUCAAGCAAACAACCGUGUCCGAAAACACACCGACAAUUGACAAGUUUAAUAGUAAGGGUCGGCAGCAACAGUCACAACCACAAGUACCUAUUAAGGGGUUUAUUUCUAAUUUGUACGAUGAAGAUGUUUACGAUUUUCUCUCGGAAUAUCCAGUAAGAAGUAGAUCCGUUUCUCCUCCACCAACAAGCUCUUUAUUCUCACACCCUCACAAAAAGAAAACUCCAAUUAGCACCGAGAAAUCUCCCAGAGCACAACAACCAGGAGGAGCCAAAACUCCAACAUCUGUCAAAGAGGAGAAAGAACAUACCGAUGAAAAUUAUGUAACACCUCCUCAAAGAAAAAGUAUUUCCAGAGACAAUACAAUUUCUGAUGAAGACGCUGAUAGCAAUUAUGUGACGCCACCAUCUGAUAUGCGUACCGUUUCGAUUACAGAACCCCAUACAGAUAAUUUCAGACUGAUACGGCAAUCAUAUUCUCCGUUCAACGAUUUAUCGUCACCUCUCUCCAUGAUACGAAAAUGUCAAACUCCUGUGGCUUUAAAAACCAAAGCUGAAACUCUCUCUUCCUCUUUUGGUCAUAUCAAAUUUUAUGAACGACGAAGAAAACGAUAUCUAAUGAUGAUUACUGACCAAGAUUCAUCAGUAAUGGAGGAUGAGCUUAACAUGCUGCGCGAAGAUUUUCUUGAGGGAAAAACAAAUAUCAUGAAACGAAACAAAAAGAUUGACCAAAUGAGUUUCUCUGAUAUGGUAUACACAGAACAGUUUGAUAAGAAUCCUGCUUCUGAAGAUGACAGUUUUGAAAGUUGCACUCACGACCAAACUAUUUUUUUAGGAAAAAAGUCUGACGAAAAGAUUGCACGAUUUUUAGCUACAAAAAUGAUGAUAUCAAUAGACCAAUUACACACUGAUUUGAAAGCUUUUAUUAUUGAAUUAGAAGAGGCUGUAGCGCUUCAAUUUCCUUCUUUGAGUGAAGAUUCUUUUGUUUUGGAAAUGAAAGAGAUUGCUCAUAGAAUUACGAAAACUGAAGUUUCUGAACUUAUCAAACAGGUUUAUAUGAAAGAGCUCAAUGACUUGCUUGUUUGUCUUCGUGAUUUACACUCUGAAGCAGAUGAACAAGAUCUGCCAAGAAUCAAUUUUGUUCUAAAGGAAUUGAAGAAACUAUUAUUCAUUUACAGUAGAGUGAAUAGAAUCAUUGCAGUGUAUAAUAGAAUUCCUGAUCAUCUCAAGGUGCUGGGCAGUUCCCAAGGACGGAAAAGAAGCGGCAGCGAGGCGAACGGCAUUCCUAGAGUGAACACUCCCCCCGUUACUGAGCUUGCCCUUCUCAAAAAGCUCAGUCUGAAUCUCGAUUCUACCUUAACCAAGAAAUCUGGUUCAUCCAUUGAUCUUAUUCACAAUCCCUCCAUAUUCGAAAGACAAAAUCUACAAAUUACUAACUUAUUGAAAAAGUGGCAAGAAGAAAGUACAGUCAUUACUCCAAGAUCUGAACAGUCAACAUUAUCCUCUCCAAGACAACCAAGUUCUUCUUCGUCCAUGACAUCAACUCCUAAAUCCCCUCAAGAUACUCUCUUUUGUAGAAUAUGCGAAAAGUUUAUUGAUGUUGACACAUUUGCUGAGCAUACUCAAUCAUGUGCUCGAUCGCAUGAAUUAAACAUGAAGCGUAUUGGUUGCGAGCAGAAAUUUAAACAACUCAUGCAUCAGAUCAAAAAGAGAAGGAGAGAGGAACCUUUUGGAGAUAUCUAUUCCCUUGUUAAGGCUUGCUACAAAGCAAAAACAAAACAUGAGCUACAUGAUUGUGUUGACAACCUCAAACGCCUCGAGGCAAAACUGAAGAAAAAAGAUCAACAGCGCAACAAGUUGGACAUGUCAACAGAAACCCAAAUUGUCUCAGUAUGCAUUGAUUUAGCAGAAGAAAAAAACAAAACAUUACACGAGUAUGUGGAAAAUUUCAAAAAAGUGUCCAUCAUGGAUUUUACGCUUAUCAAACCCAUCUCAAAAGGAGCAUAUGGUAGAGUUUAUUUGGCACGAAAGAUUUCCACACCUGAUAUUUAUGCCAUCAAAGUGAUUGAAAAGCAAUAUAUUUACAAUCACAAAAACCUGUCCUCCAAAACACUGAAAAAUAAGGACAAGCUUCUCACGGAACGAAAUGUGUUACAUCAAUUGAUGAAAAGCAACCAUGAUUCAAAGUGCAUUGUCAACUUUUACUAUUCAUUUGCAGGAAAAAAGUAUUUUUAUAUUGUGAUGGAAUAUUGUCCUGGUGGAAGUUUGGAUUGCCUCCUUGAACAACAUAUUAACACCUACGAUAGCGCGUUCGAUAUUGAUAAGGUUAGAAAAAUUGUGGCAGAGAUCAUUUUAGCUCUAUUAGAGUUACAUUCUAAUAAUAUUGUUCACAGAGAUUUGAAGCCUGAUAACAUGCUCGUGGACAGAAAUGGCAGAUUGAAACUCACAGAUUUUGGUUUGAGUGAAAUUGGUGUGAUGGACAGAGAAGAAAAAGCAACAAGUAAGCCACGUAUCUCCACCCCACAUCCAUCUUCACCACCUCAAUUACGGCCACCUGUAUCGAGUCCAAACAAUAGCACUGAAAGUGAAACCUCUGAUGGUUUGGUGACUGUUCCUGGAACACCUGAUUAUAUUGCUCCUGAACUAUUGUUGGGAGCAGAGCAUGAUUACGCAGUGGACUAUUGGUCUCUUGGAUGCAUUACCUAUGAAUUAUUGUUUGGUGUUCCUCCUUUUAAUGCGGACACUGUCGAAGAAAUUUUUGACAAUAUCCUCUCAGGUGAAUACGAGUGGCCAGAAGAUUUACCUCCAGAAAUACAAAAUUCUGGUGUAGAGGACUUUAUUAGACGCUUGCUUGAUCCCAAUCCAAAAACUAGAUUGGGUGGAAAAGAAAUCAAAGAUCACGAAUUUCUAGAGCCAAUCGAUUGGGAUAAUUUACUGAAUGAGGAACUUUUUACGCCAACCACAGAGUUGGAAGAUACAUCUAAAUUCUCACCAAGAAAGCAUCAAUAUCCUGUCACACCCACCACUCAUGGAUUUCUGAGUCCAUUUGAAGCAGGAGGAACAAGUUUUAAUAGUGACGCCAGCUCUGUGGACUCUCCAAGCCCUGUCAAAAUAGUCCCUUCUUCACAGGUCCUGAUGAGUCCUAUGGUAAAUUCAUCGCAUACUCUAUCAACCUCAAUAGAUUUUUCAUUUAGCUCCUCUACUGCUGCACUCAAAGAACUCAACAUGCAGCAGUACAAUGAGUAUGUGAAAAAAUCGAACAAUAACUCAAGGAGUUCUGCAAAAAGUACAGGAAGUGUGGUGAGGUCUCUGAAUUUUUCGAACAUGUAA